This is a messenger RNA of Drosophila suzukii, 1134 nucleotides long. RefSeq names its product Odorant receptor 30a (gene Or30a). Gene Ontology annotation, molecular function: olfactory receptor activity; odorant binding. Lineage: Eukaryota; Metazoa; Arthropoda; Insecta; Diptera; Drosophilidae. Gene Ontology annotation, cellular component: plasma membrane. Gene Ontology annotation, biological process: sensory perception of smell; detection of chemical stimulus involved in sensory perception of smell. The record is from RefSeq and is a predicted model, not a curated record.
AUGAAAUUGAAAUCGAUGGAUACCGUGGAAAUGCCCAUUUUCGGGAACACCCUUAAGCUAAUGAAGUUCUGGUCAUAUCUCUUCGUUCACAAUUGGCGUCGAUAUGUCGCCAUGACUCCUUAUAUAGUUAUCAACUGUACUCAGUAUGUGGAUAUAUAUCUGAGCACCGAAUCCUUGGAUUUCAUUAUCCGGAAUGUGUAUUUGGCUGUUCUGUUUACCAACACAGUAGUUAGAGGUGUUUUGUUGUGCGUGCAAAGAUUUAGUUAUGAACGGUUCAUAAACAUGGUGAAAAACUGCUAUAUCGAGUUGUUGGAAUCAGAUGAUCCUUUUAUAUUACUUUUGGUGGAGAAGACCACACGUCAAUCGGUUUUUAUAGGAAGGGUAAACUUGCUUAUGGGCUGUUGCACUUGCAUUGGCUUUGUUACCUAUCCCCUUUUUGGUUCAGAAAGAGUUUUACCAUAUGGCAUGUAUUUGCCCACUAUUGAUGAGUACAAAUACAUUUCACCGUACUAUGAAAUUUUCUUUGUCAUCCAAGGCAUUAUGGCCCCUAUGGGAUGUUGCAUGUACAUUCCUUAUACAAAUAUGGUAGUGACCUUUACCCUUUUUGCCAUACUCAUGUGUAAAGUUCUGCAACAUAAGUUGAGAAGCCUAGAAAAACUGAAAGAUUGUCAAGUUCGCGGGGAAAUAAUUUGGUGCAUAAAAUAUCAAUUGAAAUUGGCAGGACUAGUGGACUCCAUGAAUGCAUUGAAUACCCAUCUGCAUUUGGUGGAGUUCCUCUGCUUUGGGGCCAUGCUGUGUGUUCUUCUAUUCUCGCUGCUGAUUGCUCAAACCAUUGCCCAAACGGUCAUAGUUAUCGCUUAUAUGGUUAUGAUAUUUGCCAACAGUGUGGUUCUCUACUACGUGGCCAAUGAACUAUACUUCCAAAGCUUCGAUAUUGCCAUCGCUGCCUAUGAGAGCAAUUGGAUGGACUUUGAUGUGGACACACAAAAGACUUUGAAGUUUCUCAUAAUGCGUUCACAAAAGCCUUUGGCGAUCCUGGUGGGUGGCACCUAUCCUAUGAACCUAAAAAUGUUGCAGUCCCUGCUAAAUGCCAUUUACUCGUUCUUCACCCUUUUGCGCCGCUUUUACGGCUAA